Messenger RNA from Orbicella faveolata, 2612 nucleotides. RefSeq lists its product as uncharacterized. The record is from RefSeq and is a predicted model, not a curated record. Gene Ontology annotation, molecular function: protein binding. Gene Ontology annotation, biological process: regulation of gene expression. Gene Ontology annotation, cellular component: nucleus. NCBI's taxonomy places the organism in Eukaryota, Metazoa, Cnidaria, Anthozoa, Scleractinia, Merulinidae.
ACCUCGUUUUCUCCGUCCGUACUGUAAGUUACGGAACCUCGUUUUCCCCCUUCGAUUUAUGGCCCAAGCGAUACUCGCGCGAUGGGGAAAAAAUCGGUCCAUAACUUACAGUACGGCCCGCGAACUCGGUUAAUAAGAUGUAUGCAUUCCCAGGAUAUUUUAUUCCCGGCAUUUUAUACAGUGACGUCAUAAGGGUGCUUUUGCUUUUUGCCUUUUAUUGCUCAGGAUUAGUUUAUUGAACUCUGUUUAAGACCAAAGUUUUAGUUUUGAAUUGUUUUGAAUUUUUUUGUUUGUUUAUUUGUGUGUUUGUAUGUAUGCCAUGUGAAAACAUAAUUUCUAAUAAAGUUUAUAAAUAUCCAAUGCCUUCGACAUGAUAUACACCAUACAAAAGCAUACAAUAAUUCUACCGAGUGUGACUGAAAGCUUUAACGUUACCUUAACCAGUUAAGAUUCCCCCUCCUCUGUCAGUUUUUCUUUUGCUCAGUUCUGGCGGUAGUAAGUAAUUAAGAAUUCCCGUUCUAAAAUAUUUGUUUGAUACGUGACAAGGUCCAAAGUAUUUCGCUGGUUUCGUGCUUCGCGCUCGUGGUCGCGCUCCGCGCUCGUGUAUCGCGCUUCGCUUUAGCGUUUCGCUCUCGCCUGUUCUGCAGGCUAGGUUUUCAGUUGCUGUUUGUGCAAGUGUCUUGACAUCUGAAUAGAGGGGGUAAGUUUCUAAAGAAACUAUGGUGCUGCUUCGAUGGGCAGUAUAACAAGAUAAUUUGGUUUUAUUAACUGGGUUGAUAAUGUGAAUUGGCCACCGUAAAGGGAUUCGAAAGCUCACGUCUCGAGCGUUAGCCCUUAGUCGGAGCGAAUCGUGACAUCUGCCUAGUGUUUGACCCCUAUAUUGUCAGGUUUUUCACACCUUUAAAUUACACAAAGUCGCAUUGGACAGAAUAUUCAAAUUUGGUUAGACAUUCAUAGAAAUUUUUAGCAGCUGAAUAAAAGAUACCCGGCGCGCUACCGGAUAGCUCGAGGGUUUUCGGCCGGAAAACUUUGAUAGCGCGUUGAACUUUAGGACACUUUCGUAAACAAAUACGACACGUGGAAUACCUUAAAAUAUACAAAGGCUUUCUACCAUUUGGAUUGGUUAUUGUCUACAUGAUUAAGGGAUACAUAAACAAAGAGUUUUAACAACGUAUUCGCCCAUCCGUGAAAUUGCUCUCCUCUCCCUCCCCUCCCACACCGGUCCAUUUGUGUAGAUUCGGGCUCAGUUUUCGCGCGGCCAACCUCAUUUGCACACGAGAUGCAAGCUUCCUUAGUGUUUUGAGUUUUGCUGUGGCGUUCGAUCGAAAAUUUGGCUUCUUUUUUACUGCUGCCGUUUGUUCUCCGUGAAACGAUCUUCUGAAGAAUUAACAUCUGCUUGGGAAGGAUCAGUCAUGGAGUUUAGUCAUGAUGACAAAUAUCUUGUCUGUGAUGAAUAUUGCAAGCAAUGUAUAUAUGGUGACUGUCCAGAUCAUGGACCGUUAGAAUGGGUUGCUGACUGCCUCACAGCCAGUGGAGCACCGCAGAAGAACCAAGCAAGAGCCACCCUCCCUAGCAAUCUGUAUCUCAUGCCAUCAGCAGUUGGACAAGACCAAAUGGGUGUCUUUGCCAGGGCAAGGAUUGAAAAAAGGGUCAUGUUUGGACCCUACAAAGGACAAACAGUUUCUGCAAAGCAUUUUGAUGUUGGAGAGGGGCACAACUAUAUGUAUAUGUGGGAUGUUUUGGAAGGUGGUAAAGUCAGUCGCAUAGUUGAUGGCUCAGAUGAACACAACAGCAAUUGGAUGAGGUUUGUGAACUGUGCACGUGACAACAAAGAACAGAACUUAGUUGCAGUACAGUUCCGUGGUGAGAUCUACUACAAGACAUGUGUCCCUGUGGAGGCUGGCAGUGAGCUGCUUGUUUGGUUUGAUGACAGUGUUUCCUGUGGUAGCUCAACCCAGAAAGACCAGCUCGGUAAGCUCUCUAUAGUAGCACGUGUAGGACAGGAUUCAGUCAUCAUAAUGUGCUUAACAUGUACCUGUCGUGAUCACAGAAUGUUUCUACUAUCCUAAAUGCACUUUCCUGUACGCUUCCAAUAUCUCCAAAGCAUUAUAGAGUUUAAAAGAUUUAGGUUCUACUGUUAGUCGUCCAGCUAAUUAGAGACGUUAGAGGAGUGUAUGAUGUGAUAUACAAUGAACUGAGCGGGGCAUGAAAUGUCAUUGUUAUACAUCCCAACUCAAAUACGUUUUCCGAUCGGAGGAGAACGUGUCACUAACUUCCAAGGGCAAACAAAAUCCACUAACACCCUAGGGAAACAACAUCUUGAACUGUGGACUCGCACGUGAUCAGGUCGUGCAUCUUGAAAACGCGGCAAAUUUGUAUGCCAGCUGGCGUCAAGUAAAUAAUUUUUUCCAGUUUUUUUUUUUUCUCUAUUUUUGAGUUGGGAGACAUAAAAAAACACUUUACGACCAGCCCUACGGGAAACAGUGGGUUUUGUUUCCUCUCGACCUCAAUGCUCCCCACAGCAUUAAGGGUCUUGGGAAAACAAAACUCGCUGUUUCCCUUGGGGCCAGUUUAGGUGUUUAUCGCACAUCUGUAUGUUACCGGUCAAAUUU